AUGAAGCUCGCAAUCCUGGCAGUCGUGUGGGCCCUGGCGCUGCCCAAUAGCAAUGCGCUUUCUGAUGAGGACUUCUAUGGCCAGUCUCCUCCGGUCUAUCCGUCUCCUCAUGGCAAGGGCAGCGGCAUUUGGGCCCCAGCCUACACCGCUGCGCACCGUCUAGUCGGUCAGAUGACUCUAGAAGAGAAGGUCAACAUCACAGGCGGAUUUAGCAGCCCAGAAAAUACCUGCCAUGGCAACACAGGCAGUGUACCACGGUUGGGUUGGCCGGGGAUGUGUCUUCAGGAUGCGGGUAACGGGGUUCGAGGUGUGGACCUGACCAACUCCUACCCCAGUGGCAUCCAUGUUGGGGCCAGCUGGGAUAAAAACCUCACGUACCUCAGAGGCCUGGAGAUGGGCAAUGAGUUUCGAAUCAAAGGAGCGAAUAUUGCUUUGGGCCCGGUAGCUGGGCCGCUGGGCAGAACAGCAGUGGGCGGGCGUAACUGGGAGGGCUUCGCGGUAGACCCCUACUUGUCUGGUGUCUUGACUGCGGAGACAAUCAAGGGCAUACAAGACGCGGGCAUUAUUGCCAAUCUCAAGCACCUCGUUGCCAACGAGCAAGAGACCUGGCGGAGACCAUACAACGGCACAGAGGCCGCGUCGUCUAACAUUGACGACAGAACGUUGCAUGAAUUGUACCUGUGGCCCUUCAUCGAUGGUGUCAAGGCCGGCGCGGCCAGCCUGAUGUGCUCGUACAACCGUGUCAACAACUCCUACGGCUGCCAGAACAGCAAGCUUCUCAACGGAAUCCUGAAGACAGAUCUCGAAUUCCAAGGUUUCGUUAUGUCCGACUGGCAUGGACAACAUAGCGGUGUGGCGAGCGCCCUGGCUGGUAUGGACAUGGUAAUGCCGGAAGAAGGCUUCUGGGGCAGCAGUCUCAUUCAAGCAGUCAAAAAUGGCUCAGUGCCAGAAUACAGGGUGACUGACAUGGCGACACGGAUUAUUGCGGCAUGGUAUCUUCUCGGUCAAGACAGCACCGACUUUCCCAGACCAGGGGUUGGCAUCCAGAAUCUCAGCCUGCCGCACCCGCUGAUAGACGCUCGAAGUCCCGAGGCGGAUGCUAUUUUGCUGAAGGGUGCUAUUGCCGGUCACGUCCUCGUGAAAAAUGUCGAUAAUGCUCUGCCUUUGGGAAAGCCUACGAUGCUCUCCAUCUUUGGGUACGAUGCCAAACCACCACCGAGCAAAAAUAUUGGUGAACUUUUUGAGCUCGGGUAUGAAUCUCAGCCAGAGAUGGCUCGGGCUGAACUUGGCUACGAAGCGCACUUCUCUCAGUGGGCGGCACAAGGCGUUCUCUUUGCCGGAGGCCGAAGCGGCUCCAAUGGUCCUGCAUAUAUUGAUGCGCCUUUCGGUGCAUUAACCCAACGUGCGAAGAAAGACGGCACAUACCUGAACUGGGACUUCCGCUCCGGAAAUCCCAUGGUCAAUCCCAUGUCCGACGCCUGUCUCGUCUUCAUCAACGCAAUGGCCACCGAAGGCUGGGACCGUGAUGGCUUACACGAUGACUUCAGCGAUGGGCUCGUCCUCAACGUCGCUUCAAAGUGUGCCAACACAAUCGUCAUCGUCCACACCGCCGGCAUCCGUCUCGUGGACCAGUGGAUCCAGCACCCAAACGUCACAGCUGCGAUUAUCGCCCACCUCCCAGGUCAAGAACUUGGAGAGGCCCUGGUGAAGAUCAUGUACGGGGAGGUGUCUCCGUCAGGCAAGCUGCCGUACACCUUGGCAAAGAAUGAGAGUGAUUAUGGCAACUUGUACGAGCCGUGUCUGCCCGCGUCGCUGGACGACCAUUUUCCGCAGUGCGACUAUACCGAAGGUGUCUACAUUGACUACCGCUAUUUCGACGCCAAAAAAAUCGAACCACGUUUCGAGUUCGGUUUUGGCCUGAGCUACACCAGUUUUCAGUAUGAAAGUCUCUCUGCCCAGGCCCCCGGUCUUUCUGGCAAUCCACUGCAGAAGCCCAUUGCAAAGGGUUCGCUUUGGGAUGUCAUUACCUCCGUCUCCAUCAAAAUCACAAACACGGGGAAAUUUGCCGCUGAAGAAAUCGCACAACUCUACGUGGGCAUCCCUAAUGCGCCGGAGAAACAACUUCGGGGGUUCGAGAAGGUCUACCUUGCUCCUGGAGAAGAGGCCGAGGUCGUUUUUGAAUUGACCAGGAGAGACCUGAGCGUUUGGGAUGUAGUAUCUCAGGAAUGGUUGGUUCAGCGUGGGCAGUACAAGCUUUUUGUGGGCUCUAGCAGUCGAGAUAUCAGGUGGGAGGGGUUUCAUACUAUAGGAUAG
This is a messenger RNA of Cryphonectria parasitica EP155, 2313 nucleotides long. Its product is annotated as family 3 glycoside hydrolase. Gene Ontology annotation, biological process: glucan catabolic process. The transcript is spliced from 6 exons. The record is from RefSeq and is a predicted model, not a curated record. NCBI's taxonomy places the organism in Eukaryota, Fungi, Ascomycota, Sordariomycetes, Diaporthales, Cryphonectriaceae. Bases 1 to 2313 code for a protein of 770 amino acids. Gene Ontology annotation, molecular function: beta-glucosidase activity.